GAUUCCUCUCGCAGAAAUUUUAGGACUUGGAUUUGCAUUAAAAAGUUGAAUUUCGUUUGUUUUUCUAACCGGAAAGGAGGAGAUUUUCAUAUUUAUUGUUCAUUGCUGAACGUUUUUGGCUAGAAUGAGUGACACUCGACGCAAACGCUAUACCGGAGCGCCGAAAACGCGGUCGGAGAACGGAGGCCAGCCACAUCGGCCGCAAAGUGGAUCGCAGACGCCUGGCCAUAGAGGAAGAAAUAACAAUGCACAUGGACCAAAUUAUCGUGAUGGCGGCUCUUCAAGGAUGAAUGCCUCUGACAGAGUAAAGAAGAUCGUACAGGAGGAGGGGAGGACUGCACGGAAUCUCGUACUCUAUCAUGUGCCAGUACAGAGUAAUCAGCAAGGCACAGAUCGAUCAAGGGCACGACAGGCUCGUAAUAAACCGCAACCAAAAGAAGCGAAUGAUCUUAAAUCAAGUCUCAAAUCGGAACUUACAAAGUCUCCGAAAUCUGAUGGUGGUAAGAAACCAGACUUGAGGGCAAGGUAUUGGAAGUUCCUGUUUGACAAUCUACAGAGGGCAGUUGAUGCCAUCUAUGAGACAUGUGAGCAGGAUGAGAGUGCUCUCGAAUGUCGGGAAGUGAUUAUGAUGUUAGAACAAAGCACUAAAGAUUUCCAGUCCCUUAUAGAGCGGUUACAUGUACAGAAAGAAUUUGAGCAAGCAACCAAGGAAGGAGACAGGCCUGCAUCUAUUGCCUGGGAAGUACGCAAGAUGUCUCCAGGCAAGUCACCUAGUGGAAUGGGCCAUCGUACUUCUCCGAGCCCAGCUCAGAGAGCUCUCAAUUUUUCAUAUCCAGAACAAAACUUAGCCGUAAAAUCAAGUGUCCAAAAUACAGGGAAUAGUUGGGCAGACAGAGUGAAAGGUAUCACUAGCAGUCCUGGCACUGACAGUUCAAGGGAAGUAACUCCCAUGAAGGUAGAUCAUCCUGUGUUACCGGAACCACCAGUUCUUUCCCCUGUUCCAUCAUCUUUGACAGAAUCAGAUUCUUACAGGGAGAUAAAUGAAUCAGAAGAGGACGAUGGCUGGGAGACAGUUCAUCGGGGUGGGAAGACGAAAUCUUGGGGGUCCCCUUCACAACGGUCCCUAGAAAACCUACAUACAGUCAUCAAGAAUGAACAUCACAAACUCACAAGAUCUGUCUCAGAGCCAAGUGCAUCAAUGAAGAAAUACCAACGAAAAUCAAAUCAUUCCAAAAUAGGCAACCGUCAAAAUACCACUAAAGUGGGAACCAGUCCAUCUGAGGACAAGCUGGAAACAACACCACAGAGAAAUAAGGUGGAAACCAUUCCAAAUGGAGAUAUCUCAAAACCUCCUUUGAGGCCGAGAACCGAUAGUAAAGAUAGUGAAAAAGAGAACCGUCCAAAUUCAAACUUAGCAAAUGAGAUUAAAAAGGCAGAAAAUGUUACAACUAAGAAAUCUCCAGGAUUACCUAGGAGGAGUUUUGAAAGUAGACUUAAGGGAACCAAAGAUCUGAAAGACUCUAAUAAUAAGAGCAGUGUAACUAAAACAAAAUCACAUAGCCGGAAACCAGCAGCAAAGGGACCAGAUGUUGCUAAAAGUGCAGGAAAAGGUGCAAAACAGACUGUUGCAAAAGAAGAGGAAGUUGGAGCUAAAAGUGUUAAUGAUAGCCAAACUGACCUAAGUGUUGCAAGUAGUAGUGGACAGACUGAUACUAGUGAAGGUGCAGUUAAAGAUGUAUCUGAAACAGAAAAGGAAAAAGAAUCUGAAAUCGAGAAAGUAGAAGGUGAAGACAGAAUAGAGCUGGAACAAGAUGAAGAUAACUCUGUGAAGCAGAUUGAUGAUGCGUUGGCUACAGCGGAGGAUGCAGAGAACAGUCUUACAGAUGAGUGGGAGAAAGAACAGAAUCAGGCACUGGAAACAGCUAUACAGGAGGAAGAAACUUGGCUUAAGGAACUUGCAAGAGAGGAAAACACAGAUAUUGAUGUUGAAACAGAGACAGAAAGUGACCUUGGGAAUACAAUGAGUUCAUUAGAAGCGUCUACACCAGGUGCUCUGGACUGGGAUUCUAUGGUUGCUGAAUAUGAUGCUGCAGAAAAGUCUGGGAUGAAGAAGAAUUGGGGUGAGAUGGUAGAUGAAGCAGACACACGGACACCUGGACAUGCUGUUCACAUGCAUGAGAAACUUUCCUCUCCUUCAAGGAAAAGGUCACCGACCGAGUCAAAGAAACGUCACGAGGAGAAACAAGCGAAGGCACAGGAAUUGCGAGACAAACUCAUGCAGGAGAAGUCGGAGAGACUGAGGAUUCUGGGACUGAAGGUAGAGGAAGUUCGAGCUUGGAAAGAAGAACUGAUGAGACAAAAGAAAGAGAUGAUAGAGAGAAAAAUGCAGCAAGCGGAAGAAAAAAGACAAAACAUGCUGAAAUCCAAAGCUCAGAAAGCUCAUGAUGAGGAAGCCAAGGCGAAUGAGAUAGCUUUUAUCAACAGUUUGGAAGCUCAGAACAAGCGGCUGGAGAUGAUGUCAAAACAACAGGAGUCCGAGGCAAGGCUGCAGGAUAUUCAGGAUGAGAGACAACGUAAACAUGAGGAGAAACUUGCCAAGGAGGCGGCGGUAGAGGAGCGCAGGAAGACGCUGCAGGCAGAGAGGCUAGCGCGCUUACAGGAAAUCAAAGAAAGAAGGAAGAUUAAAGAUGCCAGGGUGGAGCAACAGAAAGCUGAUAGGGAAACUGAGAGACAGGAUGCCCUGAGAGCAAAAGAAAAGGACAGAGAGGAGAGACUUGCUGCCCUGAAUGCUCAACAUGAACAACAAAAACAGGAACUGCAGAAAAAAAUACAGCAGAAGCAAGUAGAGAGCUCCCAGCGACAUAUGGAGGCCUUGAAGCAGAUUCGAGAGAAAGCUUUCGAGAUGAGUAUUUUACGCCACUCGACUGAAGAUCACAAUGAUGCCCCGCAGCUUACACCAUAUGCCAUCGGCAAAAUGUGCACCAUUUGUAAUGCUUUGAUUCCAUCAGAAGUAUAUUUAUUGAGUCAUUUACGUGGAAAAACCCAUCAGCAAGCUCUCAAACACAAUAAUAAUGGAAUGUCCAUGACAAAACAGGAAAUUGAAACAUUUAAUUUGAAACAUAUUGUGAAUGCCCCAGAUAACAACAACCAUCCAAAGAUAGUGUCCGAGAAGGAACGAAUUAAAUCUCUGAAGAAACGAUGUAAGAAAUUGAAACAGAGGAUGCAUUCCAGAGGCCUUGAGUACGAGAACAGCUUGAUAGGAAAGCAGCCAGUGGUUGAGUCAGAGAAUAAAGCUAAAAUGCAGAAAGUUAUCAGGGAUAUCAACAAAUAUCUACAGUCAACAGAGAGUGGUCCUUGGUCUCAGAGUCGAGUAUCAGCACUAGACAGGGCUCUCGGAGAGCUGAAUAGAAUAUUUGACAAAAAAGUGUUUGCUGAUCAAGGAAGUUUCAGGCAUUUAGGAGGUUUAACCACACUUUGUCGUAUAAUACAACUGGUAGAUAUUGCAAACAUACAGUCACCACCACCUAUACCACAAAAAUCUCUGGUGUUGACAUGUCAGGUGUUGAAGCAAGCGUGUAAAGGGAACUAUGACAACUGUCACUAUAUGAUGUUCAGCAACAAGAUAAGUCUCGUCAUAGAGUUAACUAUCCAUCAACUUUCUCUGAUGUUGCCAGCAGAACAGCCCACUAAUAACAAUGCCUUCACAACAACACCAGAACCUCCUAAAAUACCACACAAUCUUCUGGGAAUAAACCUACUCCAGCUACUCACCAUUAUCCUCACCUGUCUCGCUAAAAAUAGCCCGUCAACAAAGUCAAGCGAGGCAUCUUUAGAGAGAAUGAGCAACACUGUUGAUACAUUUACUAGUCGAGGAAAUGAUAUCAUAAGCUAUAUAAUCAGUGUGGGUAUAGUGGACAAGUUGACACAGUAUUUGCGGCUGGUUCAGGGUUCAAUAGACGAUGACAAGGAAGCUGCUGAGUUUAUACAAAAUUGCCUAGGACUUCUUGUUGCUCUCACAAAAUUCCUGUCUGUACGAAAAUCCUCUAUAUUCGAGAAAAAGAAAUUAGAAGACCCAACACAGCUCAUAUCAACCUUUGAAGUGACGGAACUUGUUGGGAUAGUCUCUCUGUUGUACGGAAUGUUGCUGCAUUCUGGGACACCAAGUAGAGGUGACGUUGCCCCACCCGAGUUUCCGCAGCAUACCCUAGGUGUCGCCACCACCGGGCUCAGAAUGUUGAACCACAUGGCAACAUUAGACCUAGACAUGAUGCAGAGCACAUUGGGUCAAGAAGGGAUGUCGCUAGAGUUUCGUCAUAUUGCUAGCUACCUCAUCUGGUAUUGUUCACACCAUAAUGCAGAAGAGUUACUUCAUGAAGUAAUAUUGUGUGUAGGUUACUUCACUGUGCGCAAUACAGAUAAUCAGGUUGUGAUACAGUCAGGUCAGCCACCAACAGUUCUACAACAGAUGUGUUCCCUCCCAUUCCAGUAUUUCUCGGAUCCUCGACUCGUCAAUAUAUUAUUCCCAACCUUGAUCUCCUGUUGCUAUAACAACCAAGCCAACAGGGAAAUCCUUGAACAGGAACUGAGUUGUGUCCUGCUGUCUAAUUUUAUUGAGGAAAAGUCACUGGAGACACAAGCAACACAACCUCCAAUAGCUAAAAAGACAACAGAUAAAGAAAAACGUGAAUCAAAAGAAGCAGAUUUGAGGACAACCCUGGCAUACAGAUUUCCCCAAGAGCAGUGGACAGCAGCUCAAGAAUACUUCAAAAUCUGCUAGCCUGUUUGAAAGAAGCAUGCUUGUGUGCCAUUUCAUCAAAAGUAAUCUACAGUUGCAGGGGACUGCUUCAAAAACUACAACUAGUGGAGAAAAAAAAAGUGUCCUUUUUGUAUUAAAUUUUUGUAUGUCAUGGCAUUGAAAGAGACAGGACCAACUGAAUUUUCAUAAAGUUCACAAUUUGCAUAUUUUCAGUAUGUAUACUUUUUCUGAUUGAGAAAGAAUAAGCAAUAUAACCUGUAUUUAAUGACACCUCUGUGAAACAGAAACCUCUAUAAAAUGGACACCUCUCCAAAGAUGCACCUAUUUUCUUCAUAAUUAGACAAUAUCUUAGCAAGUUUACCUCUGCUGAGCAGUAAAAACUUCACAUUUUUCUCCUUAGUGGUGUUGACUUUAUUAGUGGUUGCACAAUACCUUCAUACUAUUUUUUUUUGUUAGCACAAAGUGCUCAAGUUGAGCUAUUGUGAUUGCCUUGUGUCCAUCAUUAUCCUGUGUCAUCAACAGUUUAACUGCUGGUUGUUCCUAGGAGAUCAUGGCAUUGAGCCAAGCUGGCUUUAUGACACUACUGCUGGUCCUUCCCACAAGGUCAUAGCAUUGAACUUAAGUGGCUUCAUUACACUACUGCUGGUAGUUCCAAGGUCAUCGCGUCAAACCUAGCUGGCUUCCAGACACUCCUGCUUUCAUUCUAAUGAGUUCAUCUGAUUGAACCUGGCUGGCUUCAUGAAACUACUGCUGGCUGCACCCACAAAGUUAUUACUGUGAGAGCAUAUAUUUUUGCUGGGUCAGAAUUUAGCAAAUUUGAACUAUUGAGUAUGUAUGCAAGGUUUUUUUAUAUUGCAAGUUUGUUAAAAAAAAAAGGUUAUCAUGCUGAAACAUUUUUAAUAAGUCAGUGUACAUAGAAGUUACACAUUGUAAAGCAUUACCUUUAGACGGGUUUGUUUAACCGUUGAUAUUGUUGAUGUGUUGUGUUUGUUUUGUUGACGACAUAGUAUGAAGUUCUGGUUUGUCUUCCUGGAUGCCUGUGAUGAAAUAAUGCCUAGAAGGGCACCUGGGCUCUUCCUCCACCAUGAAUAUUUCAAAAGUCGCCAUAUGACCUAUAAUUAUAUCUCAGUGAUGUUAAGGCAUCGCCUACAGUGGCAGCCAUUAGACUCAAAAUUUUACUUGCAAAUUUUCAUAAAAAUAAAAGAUGACUAAGUGGUAACUAUAAAGUCAAUAAAUUUGUCAUAAUUAUGUUUUAAAUAUCUAUGUGAAUAUAUGCAAGUAGAAGGAUGUGCAUUUCACUACCUGUAUUAUGCCUUUAUUCGAUAUUUUUCUAUGACAAAAUUUUGCAAUUUUAUCUGCAGUCAAACUCGAUAUAUAUUCAAUACAUUUCAAAGAUAGUUACAGCCAAUUGUAAAGCAGACCGUGAAGAAUAAAGUCUUCAGAAAUUAUUUUGAAAUUUUACCUGAUUACUGAAUUAUACACAAAAAUCCCAUCACCAUCAAUUUAUCCAAUUUGUGUUAUCUGUUCACACAAUUUACAUGUAUAUAAACAGGUGAUAUUAUAGGAUUAUGUAUAGGUUUACCUGGCUACCUGUGGUCAGUAAUGCAUGUACAAACAACAAUUUAAAUUAAAUUUACAUGGGGUUGUCUUUUUGUGUCUAAUGCAAUAACCAGGAACAAUUUCGACAAAAAUCCGUAGGAGUUUGCAGUAUACAUAUUGUACUAUGAAAUUAACUAAAUUUUGUCUUUGUAAUAUCUUUUAUAUUGGAGUUCUACUGCACAUAAAAUUUCAAUAUUUUGGGGUAAAUUUUCUGUCUAAACGAGACUCAAAUAUUUUACAAGCGGCAUAUAUACUAUAAAUCAUCAUAUGCUUCUUAUGUUGAUGAUAAUUUGACCAGCUGUUAAGGCUUUAGUGCAAUUUUCAAGAGAAAAAUACUCGGCCUGAAAAUAUGAACUGAUACCGAGUUGUGACUGUGGCGAUGCCUUAAACCCAGCAAAAAAAAAAAAACUGACAGAGUGAAAAUGCAUGGGUUUUUUUUAAAUUCUGAUUUUAUUUUAUCAAAUAGUUAUUUCUGACAUAGUUAGAAAGGCAAUUAACUCACAGAAGUGUUAUCUGAACACAGGUGUUUUUCACCAUUUUUUUUUGCACCUGAAGGGAGGUCUAUAGUCAUCUUACUGCCUAGCCAUCUGUAUGUUAGGAAGCUGUCCCAUUUGAUUCACUGAGUUAUACAUUUUAAAUUGUUUAAUAAAUUCCUAUGAUGCUUAAUACAAAUGUCAAGCAUAAUGAUGUGUGUUAGGUCUGUACCUCAAAGGUCAAGGUCAAGUUUUGAAGGCAUUUUUGUCACUGGGAAUCUCACUUUGUCAAACAGCCCAGUUCCAGAGAGAUUCCUUUAUAUGGGGGAGGGAGGUGGGGGUCUCAUUUACAGUAUUGUCUUUGCUGAUUUGUUACAUUUAAAAAGAACAAACAAAAUUUUUAUGUCAAUAUUUUGUCAUGUUUCUGGGUUGUUCACCAUAGAAUUACGUCUCCGAUUUCAUUAUUUCAUCUAAUUUUACAUCUUUAAUAGACUGUGAUACUCUCAAAUUAUUAUUAUUUAUGUUAGUGUGAAAACUUACCAUUGUAUCAUUUUGCUUUCUAUGCCCUUCUCAUUUUUAGCUCCUCUGAUUUAAAAAGAAUGAUGAGUUAUUGUCAUCACUUGAUUGGUGUCGGCAUUGGUGUUAUCUGGUUAAGUUUUAUGUUUAGGUUAGCUUUUCUCCUAAAAUAUCAAAGCUAUUGCUUUAAAAGUUGCAACACUUGUUCACCAUCAAUAGCUGACUCUGUACAGCAAUAAAAAACAUAACUCCAUCCUGCUUUUUGCAAGACUUAUGGCCCCUUUUGGACUUAGAAAAUAUCAGAAUUCUUGGUUAAGUUUUGUGUUUAGGUCAACUUUCCUCCUUAACGGUCAAAGCUAUUGCUUUAAAACUUGGAGCAUUAUCCACCAUUAAAAGCUAACUCUGCUCAGCAAGUACCUUUACUCUAGAUUGCUUUUUGCAAGAAUUAUGGCUCCAUUUGGACUUAGAAAAUCAGAUGUUUUGGUUAAGUUUUUUGUUUAGGUCAGCUUUUCUCCUAAACUAUGAAAGCUAUUGCUUCAAAACUUGCAACACUUGUUCACCAUCAAAAGCUGACUCUGUACAGCAAGAAACAUAACUCCAUCCUGCUAUUUGCAAGAAUUAUGGCCCCUUUUGGACUUAGAAAAUAUCAGAUUUCUUAGUUAAGUUUUGAAUUUAGGUCAACUUUUCUCCUUAAUGGUCAAAGCUAUUGCUUUAAAACUUGGAGCAGUUAUCUGCCAUUAAAAGCUGACUCUGCACAGCAGGUACCGUAACUCUACAUUGCUUUUUGCAAGAAUUAUGGUCCCUUUUGGACUAAGAAAAUCGUGGGUAGGACAAUAUUUCUAUUAUACAGAGACAAAAAAGUCAGAUGAGCGUCUACACCUGCAAGGCGGUGCUCUUGUUUCUACUUUUGAAUGGCAGAGUAUUGGUGUUCUAUUCUUUCUCAGCUAAAUAUUUAUGUAAUAUAAAUGCAAAUGCAAGGUACUUUAAAUUAAGGUAAUGAAACCAUAGUGAAUAUCAGUAAUGUCCGUGUGAUUUCAUAUUCUCCAUAUAGGACUUCGGCAUUCUCUGCCUGGUUGCUCAAACAAGCAAGAUUAGCCGAAGAAUGACGAAUUAGCAUUUAGAAAUUACGUUAUCUCACAUAAAUUGCCAAUUGUCAAUCAAGUCCAUACCUUAAAUAAGAAAAUCCUCGUGUGAAUUUUAAUGCAAGAUAGGUACUUAUAUAAGAAGUUCAUCAGUAAUUAUGCCCCUCUUCGAGGAAGGAGGGGUAUAUUGUUUGGGUCGAAAUCCACAUGUGAAUUAUGCCCCUCUUCGAGGAAGGAGGGGUAUAUUCUUUGGGUGCAUUACCUUAAAUAAGAAAUCCAUCUGUGAAUUCAAAUACAGGAUAGGUACUUAUAUAAGAAGUUCAUCGGUAAUUAUGCCCCCCUUCGAGGAAGGAGGGGUAUACUGUUUGGGUGCAUUACCUUAAAUAAGAAAUCCACAUGUGAAUUCUAAUGCAAGAUACAUGUAGGUACUUAAUAUAAGAAGUUCAUCAGUAAUUAUGCCCCCACCCCCUUUCGAGGAAGGAGGGGUAUAUUGUUUGGGUGCAUUACCUUAAAUAAGAAAUCCAUCUGUGAAUUCUAAUGCAAGAUAGGUACUUACGUAAGAAGUUCAUCAGUAAUUAUGCCCCCUUCAAGGAAGGAGGGGUAUAUUGUUUGGGUGCAUUACCUUAAAUAAGAAAUCCACAUGUGAAUUUUAAUGCAAGAUAGGUACUUAUGUAAGAAGUUCAUCGGUAAUUAUGCCCCCUUUGAAGAAGGAUGGGUAUAUUGUUUUGAAGAUGUCGGUCGGUCUGUAGACCAACCGGUUUCGGAUGAAAACCCAAGAACAUUUGAGCCUAAGGUCAUGAAAGUUGAUAGGAAGAUUGGUCAUGACUAGCAGAUAACCCCUAUUGAUUUUGAGAUCAGUAGGUCAAAGGUCAAGGUCACGGUGACCUGGAAGAGUUAAACGGUUUCUGGACGAUAACUCGAGAACGCUUGGGCCUAGGAUCACGGAAGUUGAUUAGGAGCUGAUGACCCCUAUUGAUUUUGAGGUCAAUAGGUCAAAGGUCAAGGUCACUGUGACCCGGAACAGUUAAACCGUUCCCAAACGAUAACUUAAGAACACUUGGGCAUAAGAUCAUGAAAGUUGAUAGGGAGGUUGAUCAUGACCAGCAGAUGACUCCUUUGGAUUUUGAGAUCAGUAGGUAAAGGGUCAGGGUCAAGGUCAUAGUGAACCGGAACAGUUAAACUGUUUCUGGACGAUAACCUGAGAACACAUGGGCCUAGGAUCACAAAACUUUGUAGGUAGAUUGAUCAUGACCAGCAAAUGACCACUAUUGAUUUUGAGAUCAGUAGGUCAAAGGUCAAUUUCACAGUGACCCUGAACAGUUAAAUGGUUUCUGGACAAUAACUCGAGAACGCUUGGGCCUAGGAUCACGAAACAUAAUAGGGAGGUUGAUCAUAAGCAGCAGAUGAUCCCUAUUGAUUUUGAGUUCAGUAGGUCAAAGGUCAAGGUCACAGUGACCCGGAACUGUUAAACCGCUUCGGAUGAUAACUUGAAAAAUAAAAUAGAUUACUGAAUGCAUCAAGGGGGGCAUUUCGUGUUCUACGAGCUGUUGUUUUCCAUAUAAAAUACUAAUGAGAAAUUGAUCUAUAAUUAUCUAAUACAAGGUAGUUACAGAUACAAGAAAUUCACAUAUGAUUUUCUCUACAUCCAAAUGAGUUUCACCUAUAAUCGCAUUUUAUAAGAGUUUCAUCUAUAAUUUUCCAUUCAGGACUCGUAUUCAAACUUCUUUUAAUAAUAAGAGUUUCAUCUAUAACUUUAGGAACCGUUAAAUACUCAUAUAAGAUUCUUUAAUAAGAGUUUCAUCUAUAAUUUCCAAUGCAGGAUUCUUUCUUCUGAGUUUUACCUAGAAUUUUCCAUACAAGAUAUUUGAGCUAGAUAUUCACUAUCAUUAAGAUGUCUGAUUCCAUUCUCACACUAGUUUGCGAAUAGCAAACACUGUUUUGUACAGACCACUAUUUGUCUUUUUUUUUAGUUUUCGUAUGAAGUUUGAUGUUAGAUGAUGUAUAUAGUUUAUGAAGAACUCGAGAAUAUGGUAGUUUGAUAUUUGUAUAUAGAGUAAGUAUGUGAAGUUUUCUGUAUAAAUUGUUGCUUUAGUACAAAGUUUAUGUGAAUUCAUGAAUAAUUUAUUAUUUUAUACACUAUUGUCUUAUAUUUUAUUGAUUGUUGUUAAAUGUGAAUUUUUAAUGAAUAUUCUUUAAAACAUGUGAA
Messenger RNA from Mercenaria mercenaria, 10632 nucleotides. Its product is annotated as S phase cyclin A-associated protein in the endoplasmic reticulum-like. The record is from RefSeq and is a predicted model, not a curated record. The transcript is spliced from 31 exons. NCBI's taxonomy places the organism in Eukaryota, Metazoa, Mollusca, Bivalvia, Venerida, Veneridae. The coding region runs from base 125 to 4777 and encodes 1550 amino acids.